This is a messenger RNA of Mirounga angustirostris (Northern elephant seal), 8916 nucleotides long. Its product is annotated as zinc finger protein 814-like. NCBI's taxonomy places the organism in Eukaryota, Metazoa, Chordata, Mammalia, Carnivora, Phocidae. Gene Ontology annotation, biological process: negative regulation of transcription by RNA polymerase II. The record is from RefSeq and is a predicted model, not a curated record. The transcript is spliced from 4 exons. Gene Ontology annotation, cellular component: nucleus; nucleoplasm. The coding region runs from base 330 to 3164 and encodes 944 amino acids. Gene Ontology annotation, molecular function: DNA-binding transcription repressor activity, RNA polymerase II-specific; RNA polymerase II cis-regulatory region sequence-specific DNA binding.
CGGCAGAGAGGCGGGUCCGCGGCUGGCGACGCCGCCCGGGCUGCCCCGCGUCGGGGCCGGGACGGGGACCACCGGCCCGGGUGUUUGCCCCACCCACAGAGUCCGAUGGCGGCGGCCGCGCCCAGGAACCCGGCUCAGAAAAGAUAACAGACUAUGGGGGUAAAGGAGGAGGCAGGAGUCCAGGAGGAGGCAGCUGCUAUAAUCCAGAUUGAUGGACCAGAGUGGUGGCCAUAGAGGAUAGUGUGACCUUUGAGGACAUUGCUGUGUACUUCUCCUGGGAGGAGUGGAGGCUCCUUGAUGAGGCUCAGAGAUGCCUGUACCACGAUGUGAUGCUGGAGAACUUUACACUUAUAUCCUCACUGGGUUGUUGCUGUGGAGCAGAGGAUACGGAGGCAUCUUUUGAACAGAGCACUUCUAUAGGUGUGUCACAGACCACGACGCCCAAGGCAGCUCAGUCUUCCUGUAAGACCCACCCCUGUGAGAUGUGUGGUCCAGUCUUGAGAGACAUUUUCCACUUGGCUGCGCACCAGGGAAAAGAAAACAGCCAGAAACUGAUGAGGUGUGGGGCAUGUGCGAAACGAUUUUAUUUCAACAUAAACUCUCAGCAGCAGGAGCAGCACGUGGGAGAGAAACCGUUUAGAUGCGCUGUGGACAAGGCCUCUUUUGUGAAGAGCUGCAGAAUCCAUGAUUCAGGAAAGCCCUUUACCUGUGGAGAGGUUGAGAAGGACUUCCUGUCUGGCUUGGGGCCUCUGCAGCAAGAGGCCACACAUACUGGGGAGAAGCCACACACGAACACCCAGUGCAGGGCAACUUUACAAAGCAGAAAAAGUCAUUACACCUGGGGAGAAUUCAAGAAAGCCUUUGGUCCCAAACACACGCUUGUUCAGGACCACUGUUUUGUGUGCAAUGAAUGUGGGAAAACAUUCAGAUACAAAUCUUCAUUUGCUAUACACCAGAGAUUCCAUACUGGAAAAAGACAUCAUGAGUUUGGUGAAUGCGGAAAAUCCCUUAGGCAGAGCUCAGCCCUCAGUCAACAUGGAAAGACUCACAUUGGGUCCAGGCAAUACAAGUGCAGCAAAUGUGGGAAAUCCUUAAGCCAAAAAUCUGUCCUCAUUCAUCCCCAGAAAUGGCACAAUGGAGAAAACAGUUAUGUGUGCAGUGAAUGUGCAAAAUCUUUUAGCCAUAGCUCAGUGUUGAUUCCAUGUAGAGGUCAAACUGGAGAAAGGCCUUACAAGUGUAGUGACUGUGCAAAAUCUUUUACCUCUAUCUCUGCCCUCAGUUAUCAUCAGAGAUCUCAUACAGGAGAAAGGCCUUAUGAAUGCACUGAAUGUGGGAAAUCUUUUAUCUCUAGGUCUGACCUCCGUUAUCAUCAGAGAGUUCAUUCUGGAGAAAGGCCUUAUGAGUGCAGUGAAUGUGGGAAAUCUUUCAUCACUCGUACUGCUCUCCGUUAUCAUCACAGAGUUCACACUGGAGAAAGGCCUUACGAGUGCAGUGAAUGUGGCAAAUCCUUUACUCGAAGAAAUAACCUCAUUAUACACCUAAGAGUUCACUCAGGUGAAAGACCUUAUGAGUGUAGUGAAUGUGGGAAAUCUUUUACCUUUAGCUCCAGCCUGCGUUACCACCACAGAGUUCACACUGGAGAAAGGCCUUAUGAGUGUAGUGAAUGUGGGAAAUCUUUUAACAAUAGGUGGACACUCAUUCGACACCGGAGAAUUCACACAGGAGAAAAGCCUUAUGUGUGCAGUAAAUGUGGGAAAUCUUUUACCUGUAGCUCCACUCUCCAGUAUCAUCAUCGAGGUCACCUUGGAGAAAGACCUUAUGAGUGUAGUGAAUGUGGGAGAUCUUUUACCACUAGUUCUGCUCUCCGUUAUCACCAGAGAGUUCAUACUGGAGAAAGGCCUUAUGAGUGCAGUGAAUGUGGGAAAUCUUUUAUUUCUAGGUCUGACCUCCAUUAUCAUCAUAGAGUUCAUUCUGGAGAAAGGCCUUAUGAGUGUAGUGAAUGUGGGAAAUCCUUUAUCCGAAGAAACAACCUCAUUUUACAUCAGAGAGUUCACACAGGAGAAAGGCCUUACAAGUGUAGUGAAUGUGGGAAAUCUUUUAACAACAGGUGGACGCUCAUUCAACACCAGAGAGUUCACACAGGAGAAAAACCGUAUGUGUGCAGUGAAUGUGGGAAAUCUUUUACCUGUAGCUCCACACUCUGUUACCACCAAAGAGUUCAUGAAGGUAAAAGGCCUUAUGAAUGCAAUGAAUGUGGGAAAUCUUUUACCUCCAGUUCCACUCUUCGUUACCAUCAGAGAGUUCAUACAGGAGAAAGGCCUUACAAGUGCAGUGAAUGUGGGAAAUCUUUUACUUUUAGUGCCAGCCUUCGUUAUCAUCACAGAGUUCACAGUGGAGAAAGGCCUUAUGAGUGCACUGAAUGUGGGAAAUCCUUUAAGGAUAGAUCACAAUUCAAUAAACACCGGAGAACUCACACGGGAGAAAGGCCUUACGAAUGCAGUGAAUGUGGGAAGACGUUUAGCCAAAAAUCUUCCCUGUCAAUACACCAGAGAAUUCAUAAUAGCGAACGGUCUUAUGAGUGUAGUGCUUGUGGGAAAUCUUUUACAUCUGUCUCUGGCCUUGGUUAUCAUCAUAGAGUUCAUAGGGGAGAAAAACCUUAUCAGUGCAGUGAAUGUGGGAAAUCUUUCACCAAUAGCUCAAUACUGAUUCGACACCAGAGAGUUCACACAGGAGAAAGACCUUAUGUGUGCAGUGAAUGUGGAAAAUCUUUUACCAGUAGCGCUACCCUCUCUUAUCAUCAGAGAGUUCAUGCAGGUAAAAGGCCUUAUGAAUGCAGUGAAUGUGGGAAAUCAUUUACCUCCAGUUCCACCCUUCGUUAUCAUCAGAGAGUUCAUGCAGGAGAUAGGCCUUUCGGGUGUAGUGAAUGUGGAAAAUCUUUUAUCUCUAGCUCCAAACUACGUUAUCAUCAGAGAGUUCACACUGGAGAAAGGCCUUAUGAGUGCAGUGAAUGUGGAAAAUCCUUCAGGGAUAGUUCCCAAUUCAGUCAACACCGGAGAGGUCAUACUGGAGAAAGGCCUUACGAGUGUAGUGAAUGUGGGAAGUUUUUUACACGAAAAUCUACCCUCUCUCAACAUCAAAGAGUUCACACUAGAGAAAGGCCUUAGGUGUACAGGGAAUGUGUAAUUUUCUAUUCACUGUUAACACUGGAGGGAACUCUGAGGAGCCAUCUGAAUUGAAUCUCAGACAUCUAAACAUGCACAGUGGGAUAUCCCUUGGAAGUUUCAGUACUGUAGUAAGCUUGUGUAAAUAUGUUGCACUUUCUAAGCUGUCCAGGGCGCUUUCUAGAUUUAGCUCACUGCUAGAUUUUGUGACCAAAGCCUUUUCACAACUCUCCUGCCUGGCAGGUCCACAAACUACGCAUCCGUCACCUCCACAAUGUAUUCAGUGAAGCUGACCUUUGUUCUCUCAUGAAUUAGAACAAAUUAGUCGUAACCUGAGCCCUUAGGGUCAGUUUCCCCAUCUCCUUAAGUACCUUGGGCAUGGACCUGAAUCAUUGAUGACCCAGGAAAUAAGGGUUUGGCUGGUAGCUUACAGAGAAUGACUACCUUUUUUAGGGACAUGUUAGUCUCAUGUGACACUUGUGAUGAGUUUUUUCAGCUUCCAAGUCCGAAACGGUAAAUGUCUGCCGCACAUUGCUUUGGCUUAUGUGAUUAUCAAGGCCUUACUCUUUAAGUCCUCUUUAAUCUUAGAUUUCUACUUACUCUAUGUUUAUAUAUGGAUUUGGGCUCAACAAGCAUCGCUGGGUGAACUUUUUAGGAGUCUCAAAUUGUCUGUGCUUAAGGAGGAUGGCAGAAAAUAGCUUGCCAGUUUUGACCAAAUUUGCAUUGCUGCCCCACAACCUCUGAAAAACUGCAGGGCUUUCUGGUUUUCAUUUGAGAUCUGGAUGCUUUGUGUUUUAGGAGUUUCAGUGAUGACCCCAAGGAGGGGUCAGUUGGGAGAUCCUCAGAUGCUUCUAAAAGGAACAGGAAUUUCUUCCCCUUACUCAAAGGAGACAUCACAGGAGAUGUCAGCACUGUUGAGGAGUUAUCUUCUUCAGCUUUACAAACAGCUAUGUGCCCUGAUGUCCACAAUCUAUUGGGCUAGGGUCACUGGUUUUAAGACCAUAGUGUGCAGGGGAAGCCAUAAUUGGUACAGAAACACUGGCUUAAUAGGAUGUGGAGGAGACUGCAUCCAAGUAGAUAGAAUGUGCCUCUUCUAAAAAUGGAUCCAGACAAGUUUCUGUGACAGUGACUGUAGAAUCAGUGUGUAUACAAAUCUCAGGACCUCUAGGCAUAUUUAUCUUGUGUAGGUAGUCAUUGUUGGAGAAAAAAAUAAAAACUAAAAUAAUCAAAAGGUUCUGUGGUUUCCUCUCAGUGAUGUUUGCCUCAAAACCACUACCACAGAUGCGGGGAAAAAAGGUAAAGGGGGUUCUGUAUUUCUGCGAUAUGGCCCUUGUAACCCAGGAAGCAUUCCUGGUGACUUGUUUGGAAAUAUUCAUUGUUCUCCACAUUUGCUGCCACUGAGGUAAUAUCCCCGUAGGCAUAAGAAAGAGAGAUGGAGUCAGUGUGGGGUUGUCAAACCUAUUUUCCAAAAAGUGGGACAAAGACAUUCUAUCUUGAGCCAUUUUUAAAGCUUUAUUGAGGUAUGGUUUAUAUGUUCUAACUUGCAUAUAUUUACAGUAUAAUUUGGCAAGUUUUGACAUAGUUACAAACUUCUGAAACCAUCAUCAUAGUCCUGAUAAUGACCUUAUCUGUCACAUUAUGCUUACCUCAUGUCCUUUUAUAAUCUCCCUUGCCCCUCCCACCCUUCAGGUAACCACUGAUUUACUUUCUCUUACAAUAGAUGGAUGAAUACCUUUGAAUUUUUUGAAUUUAUGUUUGGAAUUAUUUUGUUUUUCCUAUGUGUCACAAUUACUUUGAGAUUCAUCAGUGAUACUAUAUGAGUAGUCAGGUUUUUUGUUUUUUGCUGAGUAGUAUCUUUGGAUAUACCAGUUUAUCCACUUAUCUGUGUAUGAGGAUUUGGGUUUUUUCUAGACUUUGACUAUUGAAGAUAAAGCUAGUAUAAAUAUUUGUGUUCUUUAUGUGAAUGUAUUAUGUUUCUUUGAUCUGUCGGGAACUUACGAGUAAAAUGUCUGGGUUACAGGACAGGUAAUGUUUUACUUUUGAUUAUACCUUUUUCAUCUUCCCAGCAGUGUAUGAGAGUUCCAUUUCCUCCAUAUUCUGAAUACUUGGUUUGGCCAUUUUAAUUUUAGCCUUUUUAAUAAGUGUUUAAUGUUCUCUCAUUUUGUUUUAAUUGCAUUUCUGUAAGGAUUCACUAUGGGCAUUUUUUCAAAUGCUAAUUGCUAUCUACAACUUUGGUAAAAUGCCUGCACAUAUCUUUUUCUUAUUCUUUGAGCUUCGGCUAUUUUCCUUUAACAGGACAAUGAAACAAGUGUGUGUGCGUGCGCAUGCGUUAUUCACAAUGGAUUGAACAGCUGUAGCCUUUUAAAUUUUUUCUGCAUUAUUAAUAUGUUCUCCAUCAUCUUUUUAAAUUUUUUUUUAAGAUUUUAUUUAUUUAUUAGAACAAGCAGUGGGGAGGGACAGAGGGAGAGAGAAAGAGAAGCAAACUCCCUGCUGAGCAGGAAGCCAGAUGUGGGACUGGAUCCCAGGAACCAGAGACCAUGACCUGAGCCGAAGGCAGAUGCUUAACCGACUGAGCCACCCCAUGCCUCUAUCACAUUUUUUUUUUUAAGAUUUUAUUUAUUUAUUCAUGAGAGACAGAGAGAGAGAGGCAGAGGGAGAAGCAGGCUCCCAAGGAGCAGGGAGCCCGAUGCAGGACUUGAUCCCAGGACCCUGAGAUCAUGACCUAAGCCGAAGGCAGACGCUUAACCAUCUGAGCCACCCAGGCGCCCUAUCACAUUAUUUUUUUAAAGAUUUUAUUUAUUUGAGGGAGAGAGCAAGAACUAGUGGGGGGCAGGUGGGGCGCAGAGAGAGGGAGAAGCAGACUCCCGGCUGAGCAGGAGCCCAACUUGAGGCUCAAUCCCAGGAUCCUGGGAUCAUGACCUGAGCCAAAGGCAGUCACAACCAACUGAGCCACCCGGAGCCCCUCUCCAUCACAUUCUCCUUAAGUCCAGUCAUUGAAGAAUACAAUAAAGCCUUGCCUAGUAGUGGUUACCUAUUUUCCUGGUUUAUCACCACUGGGGUUGGUGGGUUGGAGCAGAUGUGGGACAAGGUUGCAUCAGUAUGGUCUGGGCUUUACUUUGAGCCCCAAAGCUUGGCUAGGGGGUGAUGUAGAGGUCAUUAAUUAGACCCACAGGCACAUGCCCCCAUCCAGGGCCUCAGUUUCAUCCUAUGUACAAUGGGUAUUAGGAGCUGCCCUAUCCCUGGUCCACUGGAAAUUGUGAAGAGGUGUCCAUUCCUGUAUAGUUCUACCUGUGGGGAGCAUCCUAGAGCCAGGCACCUAUAGCUCUCCCUGUUACCACCACCAGACCACUGUGCCCCCAGGUGUGUCAGGAAUUGAGCUUCUCAGGAGCCCCUGGUCCAAGUCAGUCUCCAAAACCCACCUGCAGGGAGGAGGGUCUGCACAGUACUGAGGUCUCUGUGGAUUCCUGGGAAUAUCUGAACAACUCCCCAGAGCCCCUUGAACCUCAAGUUUGCUGAGUAUGACAAAGAAGUGACGAUGGUGUUUACCUUGGCCCCUGGGAGCAUCAAUAAAACUAACAAAACACUGAUCACUUACUCAUGACAGAAUUCUAUGGCAUUUUGAUCUUGUAUAUGUUUUUUAUAUCAAGUUUUUAAUAUAAAUAUUAACAUAACUUUCCUUUUCACAGUUCUUACUGUGCUUAGCUCUCAGUUAUUGGCAUUUAUAUUGCAUUAGUAAUAUCCUAAGUUUUGUUCAUUCUAUAGAGUGCCACAUAAAUCAAUAUAUUUACUGUGAAAUUUUGUCUAAUCCAUCUGUGUGUGACCUAGCUUAUUUUCUCUUCUGAAUCACUCUGUGAGACCAAGAGCAUGCUCACCAAUUGGUGAAUUAUCACAGAAAUACUUGGAUUCAUUCAUUCUUUUUUUUUUUUUUUUAACUGAGAGCGCACCCCAGUGGGGGGAGGAGGAGAGGGACAAGCAGGCAUCCUGCUGAGCAGAGAGCCCCAUGCAGGGCUUGAUUCCAAGUCCCUGAGAUGAUGACCUGAGCUGAAGUCAGAUGCUUAACUAACUGAGCCACCCAGGUGCCCUGAUUCAUUUUCAUAUGUACUGAGAGAGCUCUUCUUAUGGAUCUCUGCUUGCCCUGCCAGAUUAAUUCUCUUCAGACCCUCUUUAGACAUAUUUGAUUUGUGAUGCUUAAAUGCAAAAUGAUCAACACCAUUAAGGUAUGUUAUGCCAUACACCAGAGAUUCUUUUCACAUAGCUAUGUUUUGGUUCAUUAAGAGUCAUUUUUUUUUCUUUCCUAAAAAUUCAAUGCAAGUUUUACUUACUUAAAACCUAAACUGUUUAACAUGAUGUAUACAACAGAUGACCACUUGGAAAAACAAGCAUUCUUAUUUUAAUGAAUUUUGUUAAGAGUGCACUGGAAAGCUUCCAAAUACAUUUUUAAAACAUUCAGUGAAAUGUGGCUGAUAUAAAGUAGAAAUGAUAAAGUAAUAAAUAUAUAACUAUGUUUUCUACAAUUAGAAUGUUUUUUAAACAUUUAAAAAUUUCAGUCCACUUUAGUUUUGAAUGUGUUGAAGGUAAAUUUUGAAAUCAAAAUGAAAUUUUCACAAAUUAAUAUAUUGUAUAGUUGUGUGUAUCUCCAUAUACUGAGUAGUUUUCACAAAAAUUGCCUGUUUUAAAACUUCCUAAUAUGGCUUGUAUGGAUACUGAAAAUAUAGUUCUUUUUACAUUAUAUGUCAUUUCUGUGAUUAAAUUUUUUAGUUUUGUAUUCUGCAUAUAUUUUUAUUUUUAAAAAGUGAAAAGCAUAUUUUGUGGUUUUAAAUUGGGGUCUUGUUUUGUAAUGACUCGCACAUUUCAAGUGCAGGUUUGUUAAAAAAGAAUUUUUUUUUUUCUUAAAUAAUCUUAGGCUUUUUGUUUCCAUGUUCAGCUUGAUGCAGUUAAUUUUCUAUUUGACCUGAGAUAAAAAUUGAGAUUUUCUUUUUCUUUCUCAUUUGCAAUCCAUCUUAAUAUUUUAUUCCGUUAUCUAUUUUCUCUACACGUUGAUAAUCAAAUUUAAUACAUACAUGUUUAUAAAAGUUUACCAAUAUAUAGAUGUCAGGGAUGUUCCCAGGCUGUCUCCUGUGUACCACUAACCCAUUCUGGUUUCCUUUCCAGAAUAAGUUGUUAGAUAUAAAUGUAAGAUUUCUCAAUAAACUUACAUUUAUUACCCUUUAGAAUACAUUUCUUUUUAAAAAAUUUUUUAAUUGAGGUAUAGCUGACAUGUAAUAUAUUUCAGAUGUAUAACAUAUGAUUUGACACAUACAUCAUGAAAUGCUCACCGUAUGUGUAGUUACCAUCUGUCACCAUACAAAGUCAUUACAAUAUUGACUAUAUUCCCUAUGCUGUACUCUUCAUCUCUGUGACUUCCUUAUUUUAUAAUGGGAAGUUUGUACUAAUUAAUACCUUUCACUUAUUUUGCCUAUCCCCCUAGCCCUUCCUCCCUGGCAACGACUAGUUUUCUAUGAGUCAAUUUCUCUCCUUGGUGGUGGUUUUUUUUUUUUUUUAGAUUCCACAUGUAAGUGAAAUCAUACGGUAUCUUUCUCCAUUGGAAUGGCAAGAUUUUUUUUUUUUUAAUGGCUGAGUAAUAGUCCAUUGUGUGUGUGUAUAUAUAUAUAUAUAUCGCAUCUUUAUCCAUUCAUCUAUCGAUGGACACUUUGGUUCAAUAUCUUGUCUACUGUAAAUAAUGCAAUAAAUAAAGGGGUACACUUAUCUUUUUGAA